ACCCCAGGGUUUGGGGUUUUGCACCCCGGCUCAUCAGCUCCCUGCGUUCGCAUCGUGGGUUUAACUUUGCCUUGAGUUGUAGUGUACGAUCGUGCUCCUGCCUGUGCCUGCUCCUCGGAGAAGUGCUACAGACUCGCUUUUACUGCAGAAAAAGUGCAUGCUGCUUCUGUAGGGGAGAUGUCGAAUGGGAAAGGGCUGUGCUAUUUAAUGAUGCAGGUUCGACACGCGGCCGUGGAGCGGGGACGAUGCUCGCACGCAGCCUGGCUGGGAGUGCCUGGUGGGAAGGGACCGGGGCAUCCUGAAAGCUGCACCCUGCUGCUGCUCCGAGAUGCUGCUGGGAUGCUUCGAGCCAGCCGGCUGCCCGUAAUGGCCAGGUCUGAAGGGGAGCUUUUAGGUGCCGUGAAGAACUUCAGCCAGCGCCGCACGUUUAUCCUGCCACGUAUCAGACACUUCUGGACUGAUAACCACGAUGGCCUGAUAACCAUGGGGCAGUGAUGGCACAGACGCAGCAGGAUUUUAACAGUGGGAGGAUGCUGAUGGACAAAAACGAGUCCUGGCUCUCUAAUUUCUCCUCUGCUGCAUCAUCCCUUGUGAAAGGAGGUGGCAACCGGGCGGGGGUCGGCCUCCAGGAGGUGGUCAUCGGGUUAAUACUCACCCUCAUCGACUUGGUCACGCUCCUGGGAAAUACAGUAGUCUUUAUCUGCCCGGUGGUGGAAAAGAGGCUGCGGACCGUCACCUACAUGUUCAUCAUGUCCUUGGCCAUGGCAGACUUCCUCGUAGCGUGCCUGGUCAUGCCGUUCAGCAUCAUUUACGAGGUGACGGGGAUGUGGUUGUUCGGGAAACUGUUCUGCAAAGUCUGGAUCUCCUUCGACGUCAUGUUCUGCACCGCGUCCAUCGUCACUCUGUGCUUUAUCAGCCUGGACAGAUACUGCUCCGUGGUGACCCCCUACCACUACUCAAGAAGGAUGUCCCGUGGCAGAUGCAUUGUGAUGACCUGCGCGGUCUGGGUGUACUCCUCCCUCAUCUCCUUCCUUCCUGUCAUGCAAGGCUGGAACGAGAUCCCCGGGGUGGAUUUUGAUGCAGGCACAGAGUGCAUCUUCGUCACCAACUGGAUUUUCGCCAUUGUGGCUUCCGCUCUUGCAUUUUUCGUCCCCUUCAUGGUCAUGUGCAGCAUGUACUUCUUCAUCUACCGCGCGUCGCGGCUCAAGGCCACCCGUAUCAUGUCUCAGACCCUGGAGCUCCACUACCACCCCAACAGCAAGCGGCAGAACCACCUGCAGCUGGAGAACAAGGCCACGCGGACCAUUAGCAUCAUCAUUUCUGUCUUCGUGCUCUGCUGGCUGCCGUACUUUGUCCUGAACGUCUGGCUGGCUGCCCGGGGCACCCACUCCGCUAGCACUGUCCUGGUGGACACCUUCAAGGUCAUCACUUGGUUAGGGUACUGCAACUCCACCAUCAACCCGAUGCUCUACGCCUUCCUCAACAGGGACUUCCAGCGGGCCCUGAAGAAGCUGCUCAUUUGCAGGCCCAGGUCUCAGGUGGACAUCGGGGAGGACAUGGUUUCCAUAGCCACCUUUUCCAGGACUGCUCCCGACCUGGAAUAUAGCAUCACCGUGCCGGUGCCCAAUGGGGUCCUGAAGGGCAAGCCCAAGCAGUAGGGGCUCAGAGUUGGUUGCUAAAGGUGGUGGUGUAGAAAGUGCAAGAGCACGUCCUCGUGGAAAAGUGCAUGGCUGGAAAAUGGGGGAUGGAGGGGCUGAAAUAUUACAGCUGGGGGCAUAUGACAACGAUGCAUUUCUUUCUUUUCCACCGUUUUAUGAACAAAGAGGAAUUUGUUAUAGCUAACAGAGCUCAUUCUUUCCUGGGUAAUUAUUUUUUUAAUGAGUAUUUCCUAAUACGAAUCCAAUCGUCAUGCUGGGGAAAAGAAAUCAGUAGAAUAAUGUGACUUUGUCUUACUGUAUGCACAUCCUGGUGAUCUACAGCUCAAGUUGUGACGGUAUUUCUUCCUGAUCGAGCCCCUGUAGCUCUCAUCUUGCAGUUUACCUUAUCAAUGUGACCAGGUGUACUAAGUACACUGUUGUUCUGUGAACGGGAGGUAGCAGGAAGGAUCUGGUCAAGCUGCUCACUCUCCGCAGCCAGGGCUGUCUGCACAGGUUUCAGCUUGUUCACUCACUUCUGAAAUACAGGUUUAGGGCUUUCCCAUUUGGCCUUGGUGGUCGACAGGCUGGGAUUGGUUCAGCAGCAGGCAGAAAGAAACACUCGCUGUGCAUCGCCUCUGUGGCUAGUGUUUGUAAGAUCUGAGACCAGUGCUUCAGGGGCUUUACUGUGAAUUAGCUGCAAGUCUCCUUAUUAAUUCUGGAAGGGAACAUCCCUCGUGUCAGA
Molecule: messenger RNA, 2379 nt
Organism: Cygnus olor (mute swan)
Lineage: Eukaryota; Metazoa; Chordata; Aves; Anseriformes; Anatidae
Product: octopamine receptor-like
Exons: 5
Coding region: 495-1658 (387 amino acids)
Biological process (GO): adenylate cyclase-activating adrenergic receptor signaling pathway
Cellular component (GO): membrane
Molecular function (GO): G protein-coupled receptor activity
Source: RefSeq, a predicted model, not a curated record